AGGGCUGGCUGCAGGCGACGCGGCCUCCCGGGAGGCGCUCGCCCCGCCAAGAUGUACGGUGUGUGCGGCUGCUGCGGUGCCCUGCGCCCCAGGUACAAAAGGCUGGUGGACAACAUCUUCCCUGAGGAUCCUGAGGAUGGCCUGGUGAAGACCAACAUGGAGAAGCUGACCUUCUACGCCCUCUCAGCUCCUGAAAAGCUUGAUCGCAUUGGCGCCUACCUCUCUGAGAGGCUCAUCCGUGACGUGGGUCGUCAUCGAUAUGGAUAUGUGUGCAUCGCCAUGGAGGCGCUGGACCAACUGCUCAUGGCCUGUCACUGCCAGAGCAUCAACCUCUUCGUGGAGAGUUUCCUCAAGAUGGUGGCCAAGCUGCUUGAGUCGGAGAAACCCAAUCUGCAGAUCCUCGGCACCAACUCGUUUGUGAAGUUCGCCAACAUCGAGGAGGACACCCCGUCCUACCAUCGGAGCUACGAUUUCUUUGUGUCUCGCUUCAGUGAGAUGUGCCACUCCAGCCACGAGGACUUGGAGAUCAAGACUAAAAUCCGAAUGUCAGGCAUCAAAGGUCUACAAGGAGUGGUGAGGAAGACGGUGAAUGACGAACUGCAGGCCAAUAUCUGGGACCCACAGCAUAUGGACAAGAUCGUGCCAUCACUGCUUUUCAAUCUGCAACACGUGGAGGAGGCAGAGAGCCGGUCCCCCUCCCCUCUCCAAGCACCAGAGAAGGAGAAAGAGAACCCGGCAGAGCUAGCUGAGAGGUGCCUUCGGGAACUGCUGGGCCGGGCUGCCUUUGGCAACAUCAAAAACGCCAUCAAGCCUGUUCUCAUCCAUCUGGAUAACCAUUCUCUUUGGGAACCCAAGGUGUUCGCCAUCCGUUGCUUUAAAAUCAUCAUGUACUCAAUUCAGCCGCAGCACUCCCACCUGGUUAUCCAGCAGCUCCUGAGCCACCUGGAUGCCAACAGCCGCAGCGCGGCCACGGUGCGGGCGGGCAUCGUGGAGGUCCUGUCGGAAGCUGCCGUCAUCGCCGCCACCGGCUCUGUGGGGCCCACGGUGCUGGAGAUGUUCAACACUCUGCUGAGGCAGCUGCGGCUCAGCAUCGACUACGCUCUGACUGGGAGCUACGACGGGGCCAUCAGCCUCGGCACCAAGAUCAUCAAGGAACACGAAGAGCGCAUGUUCCAGGAGGCAGUCAUCAAGACCAUAGGCUCCUUUGCCAGCACAUUGCCUACUUACCAGCGCUCCGAGGUGAUCCUCUUCAUCAUGAGCAAGGUUCCGCUGCCUUCCCUGCACCAUCCCAUGGAGACAGGGAGGACUGGGGAGAACAGGAACCGACUGACCCAGAUUAUGCUGCUGAAAUCCCUCCUUCAGGUAUCCACUGGCUUCCAGAGCAACAACAUGAUGUCAGCUUUGCCCAGCAACUUCCUUGACCGCCUUCUCUCCACCGCCCUCAUGGAGGACGCAGAGAUCCGUCUCUUCGUUCUAGAGAUUCUCAUCAGUUUCAUUGAUCGUCAUGGCAACCGUCACAAGUUCUCUACCAUCAGCACCCUCAGUGACAUCUCUAUUCUGAAGCUGAAAGUGGACAAGUGCUCCCGGCAGGACACCAUCUUCAUGAAGAAGCACUCCCAGCAGCUCUACAGACACAUCUACCUGAGCUGUAAGGAGGAAACGAACCUACAGAAGCACUACGAGGCGCUCUAUGGCCUGCUGGCACUCAUCAGCAUCGAGCUGGCCAAUGAGGAGGUGGUGGUGGACCUCAUCCGCCUGGUGCUGGCCGUCCAGGAUGUGGCCCAGGUCAAUGAAGAGAACCUGCCUGUUUACAACCGCUGUGCCCUCUACGCACUGGGCGCCGCUUACCUGAACCUUAUCAGCCAACUCACGACGGUGCCUGCCUUCUGCCAGCACAUCCAUGAGGUGAUAGAGACCAGGAAGAAAGAGGCCCCAUAUAUGCUUCCGGAGGACGUGUUUGUGGAGAGGCCCAGGCUGACUCACAACCUUGAUGGAGUGGUGAUUGAGCUGCUCUUCCGCCAGAGCAAGAUCAGUGAAGUCCUGGGUGGCAGUGGUUACAAUGCCGACAGGCUUUGCGUGCCCUACAUCCCUCAGCUGACAGAUGAGGAUCGCUUAUCCAAGAGGAAGAGCAUUGGAGAGACCAUUUCCCUGCAGGUGGAGGUGGAAUCGAGAAACAGCCCAGAGAAGGAGGAGCGAGUGCCUGCCGAGGAGAUCACCUACGAGACGCUGAAGAAGGCCAUUGUGGACAGCGUGGCUGUUGAGGAGCAAGAGCGGGAACGGCGGCGACAGGUGGUGGAGAAGUUCCAGAAGGCGCCCUUUGAGGAGAUCGCAGCGCACUGUGGGGCCCGGGCAUCACUGCUGCAGAGCAAACUCAAUCAGAUCUUUGAAAUCACUAUCCGGCCCCCUCCAAGCCCAUCAGGAACCAUCACUGCAGCCUAUGGCCAGCCUCAGAACCACUCGAUCCCUGUCUACGAGAUGAAGUUUCCUGAUCUCUGCGUAUACUGAAUUCAAGACACAGCUUCUUCGAGGGGCAGGGUCUGAGGGAGGAACUAGCUUUCACGCCCAUCCCUAUGACAUGGAAAUCUAACUGGGAUCUCAGAGAAUAAGCACCUUGGACAGCAGCACCUCCCCAGUGAAGCAAGGUGGAGCCCCGGGCCCCCUCACCUCCUAUGGGCCCCUCCCCUCCCCGCUUCCUCCUUGUCUUCCCUGAGGGAGAUCCGGCCACCUGCCCCUCUGGGGCCAAUAAGCAUCCCACCUGUGCCUGUUGUCUCCUCCUCUGUGUCAGCCUGGGGCCAAAAGUGAGGGGGCGGGGGUGGAGGGGAGGUCCUGCAGAGAGAGGCUGAGGUCCCAGGAAGCUGUGCUUAAUGUAGUGAGUGAUGGCUUCUAUGGGGGCGGCGGGGGAUGGGGGUGGCGGGUCCUGGGCAGGGAGCGGCACAGUUCCCAUUCCCCCAGGAGGGAACUAGAUGGAGACACAGUUGGUCACAGGAAGCUGAAGACGUGAUAAGGAGGAAGUGAGGGCAGCUCCUCCUGCAAAGCAGUGGCAUGUGGGCGUUGAUCUCCAGAGCGUCCCUUCCUCCUCCCCCAUUUGAGGGACCAAAGGCCUCCAAAUCUUUGAUGUCUCUUCCACUCCCUGGCUCACGCUGCCAGUUGCUGCCUCUCCAUGGUUCUUUCUAAUGUUGGUUAAUAUUGAGCCCUUAUAACAGGAGCUGGGGUAGACACCCCAUGGCAGGGGUGGGGGGCAGCAGAGGAUGAAGCCGCUAAUAGAGGGGGCUCCUGCUCCCCAACUGCUGGCCUCCUGUUAUGAAGCACCAGGCAGAAGUGGGCAAGUCUGUCCCCCUCUGUAGCAUCUCCGCUCCUUCGUCCAGAGGCAUGUUCUUCCAAGUUGAUUCUCUCUCUUUGAUGCCUUUCUUCCUGAAGAUCCCACCACCUCUGGCAGAACCUUCCCUGGGCUUCUUUCUGGGGAAGCACCCUCUGGCCCAGGGUAGCCCUUUGCUUCUUUUCCAGUCUAACCUCCUGUAACUUUUGAGCUGAUAUGACUCACAAGAAGGGGAGAAUGGUCAAAUGAUUCCUCCCUGGAGAAACUGCUUUUGAAAAGAGGGAGAGUGAGUAGAUUUCUUGACCCAAAGGAACCCCUUUUGAGGGUACAGUUUUAGACAGUGUGGGGUGGGGUCAGAAGCAGGCCCUUUCUGCUAAGGAGAGGUCAGUCUUCUCGAGACGCACCCCCCCCCACCCCCGGAUCACACCCCUGUGCAUGGCCCAACGCAGGUGCACUGUGAGAGCCGGGUUAUCAGAACAGAGAGCUGUAUUUGCCCAAACCAGAAGAAUCUGAACCUAGGUACUUUCUUACUGCAUGUGCAGUAAACUUGUUGGAUAGGGGGGCUGUCUGACCCUCAUUCCUGUAGUUUCCUGCCUUGAUCGCUGCCUCUGUGCUGUGAGCCUGCAACUUGCAGAGGGUCUACAUGACUCUGGGGACAAGGGGGGCUGGCCCCUGCUCCCACCAUGGCCUUUGGCUCUGCGCUAUGGCUUUUGGCUAAUGCUCAACCCAACUUUAUAAGCAUGGACUGAGAUCUCUCUUUACUUUAAUAUCUCUUUAUUAAGAAACCAAGAUUAAAAUAACUAGAAACAAACUUGAAGACAAGUAACCUUUGGAAGACAUGUUGGAGAAAAUCUAAAUCUUGAACCACAAUCAUGUCUUCACUGGCUCUUCCCCUGCUCGGCUUUGACUUGAGGCCCUGUUUCUCUCAUGCUUCUCUGACUGUGGGGUCCACCCCGUGGCAUCUGUACUCUGAGCCCUGCCUGGGGGUCCUGGCUCUGGGACAUGGGAGUCAUUCCCUAGAGCCUCCUUCUUAGUGCCAGCCCCAGAACCAGAGACCUCCGAGUCCGUCUACUGUCUCUCCCUCAUCCCCACCCUGGGAACAGAGUGAAGGAAAAGGUACAGGAUGUCUGUCUUCAGACACUCCACUGCUGUUUCCUCUGUCUGAAACAGCUUUCUCUCUAUGUCAUCGCUGCCUAGCAGAGAUGUGCUGCUUUUGGAGACCUGACUGCAUCUUGAGUGGCUUUCUUCUCAGUUUCAAUUUAAAAUCACACUCAGUGGAAUACUGGCUUGCCUGCUGACAUGCUGUAGAAUCUGGCUUCUAGUCAAAGACGCCUCGGAAUCAGAAAGUUUAAGAUGAACAUUAAUUCAAACAAUUCAAUAAUAAAUUAAGCAGUCUCUUUCACCCUCCCCUGGCCUUCCCAAACCCUAGGAGAGAAGGCAAGCAGAGGAUGGUGGGUACCCAGGCUUUCAGCCUAGCAUCACUCUUCCUUCCUUCCAAGCCCUAUGGGAUCUAGUGACACUGUGUCAAGUGACCAACCCUCUUUGCUACCCUUCUGUGUUAUGAUUUUGAGUUAACAAAGCCAUCCAAACCAGUUUCUCCCCCAAACCACUGAAGACUCAUCUUCAUGGGCAAGGGGUAGGGCCCAUUGGCUCGAAUGCUGACAGAACCCAGUAGCACGGAUGUACUGGGGAUUUGGAAGUUCACUGAACUUGGUUGAGUCACAUGAGUGUGUCAGAAGCAGUUGAGAGGAGAGCCCCAGUGUGACCCUGGAGGCUCCUUCUGGUUUUCCUUGCAAAGGGAUCCACCAUGGCCUGUGCCUGUUCCCAUUUUCCUCUUUCUGAAAAGUAGAAAUAAGUGAUUUCUUGACUUCUGAACACCUCCUCCCCAGAGAAGGAGCCUGGGUGGAUCAGAAGAAGAAAUAGAAAAGUCUUCAGACAUUCUCCUCUGUCCAGCCCUCCACCUCAAGCAUCAGUAUAGACGAAUGAGCGGUGAAAGGCAGGGCUGGGACCAUCUAAAGUGCCUGAAGUGCAAGGGUCAAGGAGGCACUGCCCUUUGCUCCGGGUGUUCUCAGUCCCAGAGGAUAUGUUUCAACUGGCUUAAGGAUCAGAACAGCCUUGCAGUUGCUUUGAUGCCUAAAAGGCCAGACCUCUUGGCUUCACUUGGGGCCCCUGGGUCAGGAAACCUUCCAGAUACUAUUCCAUUGUCCCUGGGUAGAAAGUGUCUCAUUGAGAAGUGAGGCUGUUUCUCCCAAUUCGUUUUCAUGACCAUGAAAUGGCAGCUGGCCAGUUGGGGCUUAUGGGAAGAGACUAGACCUGAGCUGUUAGGCUGAAUAUUAAGUUUGAUGGUAGACAGGGAGGGAGGCUCCUCAAGGCAGGCCACACCCAAUUCUCUGGACCCAUAGACCCUGAAAAGGCAGGUUGUGCUGAAACAAGAUAUCUGCCUUAUGUCCGGGGAGAAGGCUUAGGGCAGCGUGUUACUUCUUCAUCUCAUGACCCUAGAAACCUUCUAGUUAAAAUGCCCCUUAUCCCAAAUCUGGCCUAGGACUGAAGUCUGCAGAAGGGUGUUGGUGCAGCCUGCCAAGUGGGGGAGCUGGGAGGGGACACAGACCUGUGGGAGGGCUCUGUGAUCUGUUUUCCAUUCUGUCUUUUAUCACCAACUAGGUUGACCAAGGCUUUUCUCCUUCAGGGGACCUUGGGGCCCCAGCCCAUCACCUUCCCCUUUUGAGCUCUUCCUCCACGGCUGUUGAUUCUGGCCUGUGGAGGGCAGGGCUGUAAAUCCACAAAUGCUGCAGCGUUACUCAUACAUUAUAACAUGUCUGUGUCCACUUAAGACCUUCAUGACCUGGUUGAGUGUGUGUGCCCGUGCGUGUGCAUGUGUGUAUAAUGUAGUUCAUAGUUGACAGUGUUUGUAUAUAACUGCUGAUGUAUUUAUAUGUGAGUGCAGAAUUAGUGCCUGUGGAAGUUUUCUGUAUUUUGAACUCAUCGAAUCAAAGUAAUUUGAAGGAAGGGGAAGGAGGACUGGGGUGGGGGUGGGGGGUGUUCAGUGUGUAGGAAGAAGGACUCUUAGCAAGAUUAUUCUUUGGGACUAUUAGUUGUGAAUUCCCAGUGCCCUUUUCAAAUAAAUGUUAAUGUUGUCACUGCACA
Molecule: messenger RNA, 6460 nt
Organism: Odocoileus virginianus texanus
Lineage: Eukaryota; Metazoa; Chordata; Mammalia; Artiodactyla; Cervidae
Gene: EFR3B
Product: EFR3 homolog B
Biological process (GO): protein localization to plasma membrane
Cellular component (GO): plasma membrane
Source: RefSeq, a predicted model, not a curated record